Messenger RNA from Leptosia nina, 2370 nucleotides. Lineage: Eukaryota; Metazoa; Arthropoda; Insecta; Lepidoptera; Pieridae. The record is from the annotation of a GenBank genome assembly.
AUGGUUGAGAUAGUUCAUGGUUUCCGCACUCUCAGCACUAUUACUUCUAUUUCUUUAGCUCAACUUAUCCCUCUCCCUGAAAAGAUAAAGUCCGUCGCCACCAUCGAAACCUCUAAACACCUUGGUUACUCCUCUUUCCUUCCCUCUGAUAUUCCACUAGAAAAACCCUCUCCCCCGUCGUCUCUAUUACAUCCGUCCCUUCGUACCCCUAUUACCUUCACCGAGAUAAGCUCGAUGGAGGAAUUUUCAUCCCUUAGUAUAAAUUAUUCCUACCAUAUAUUCACAGAUGGCAGUAAACACGAUGGCGUUGUUGGCGCGGCAUUUGUGGCAUUUGAUCCAUGCGAAGUUUACGUCACUAAAAAAUUUAAAUUACACCCCUCCUGUUCUGUAUUUCAAGCUGAAAUGCUUGCAAUCCACAAAGCAUGCGAGUGGAUUGCCUCCAAUAGUAAUAACAUUAACUCCUGUAUCAUUUUCUCAGACAGUAAAUCUUCUUUACAAGAAUUAUCAAACCCAUAUUCAUAUAAUACUUUUGCCGUUAACAUCUUUCACCUCCUACAUACUUUAUCGUCUAGUAAUAUUAAUGUCGGCUUCGCAUGGGUCAAGGCACACAUAGGCAUAGCUGGCAAUGAGAUCGCUGACAUUGCUGCGAAAUCUGCUGCCUCCCUUCAUAAAUCACCUGACUUUAUCCACACCCCUAUUUCCCACAUUAAACUCCGUUUACGCGACUCACUUAUGGACUCUAGAAAAUCAUUCUACGAACAACCCCUUACCUCUUGUCAUACUAAAAAAUACCUUCCGACAUUUGAUGACCUCUCCGCAUUCCUCUCUGUUAUUAAACCCUCUUUUGCCAUAACUCAAUUUCUUACCAAUCACUCCUUCAAUAAAUCUUACCUUCAUAGAUUCAACAUAACGCCCGACGAUCUCUGCCCUUGUGAUAGUGCUGAGAAACAAACAUUUGAUCAUCUAAUAUUCUUCUCUCAACUUAUCCCUCUCCCUGAAAAGAUAAAGUCCGUCGCCACCAUCGAAACCUCUAAACACCUUGGUUACUCCUCUUUCCUUCCCUCUGAUAUUCCACUAGAAAAACCCUCUCCCCCGUCGUCUCUAUUACAUCCGUCCCUUCGUACCCCUAUUACCUUCACCGAGAUAAGCUCGAUGGAGGAAUUUUCAUCCCUUAGUAUAAAUUAUUCCUACCAUAUAUUCACAGAUGGCAGUAAACACGAUGGCGUUGUUGGCGCGGCAUUUGUGGCAUUUGAUCCAUGCGAAGUUUACGUCACUAAAAAAUUUAAAUUACACCCCUCCUGUUCUGUAUUUCAAGCUGAAAUGCUUGCAAUCCACAAAGCAUGCGAGUGGAUUGCCUCCAAUAGUAAUAACAUUAACUCCUGUAUCAUUUUCUCAGACAGUAAAUCUUCUUUACAAGAAUUAUCAAACCCAUAUUCAUAUAAUACUUUUGCCGUUAACAUCUUUCACCUCCUACAUACUUUAUCGUCUAGUAAUAUUAAUGUCGGCUUCGCAUGGGUCAAGGCACACAUAGGCAUAGCUGGCAAUGAGAUCGCUGACAUUGCUGCGAAAUCUGCUGCCUCCCUUCAUAAAUCACCUGACUUUAUCCACACCCCUAUUUCCCACAUUAAACUCCGUUUACGCGACUCACUUAUGGACUCUAGAAAAUCAUUCUACGAACAACCCCUUACCUCUUGUCAUACUAAAAAAUACCUUCCGACAUUUGAUGACCUCUCCGCAUUCCUCUCUGUUAUUAAACCCUCUUUUGCCAUAACUCAAUUUCUUACCAAUCACUCCUUCAAUAAAUCUUACCUUCAUAGAUUCAACAUAACGCCCGACGAUCUCUGCCCUUGUGAUAGUGCUGAGAAACAAACAUUUGAUCAUCUAAUAUUCUUCUCGGCAGCCGCCUGCAGGGUCAUAAAAAGGGUGGCAUUGGACGGCGAAACAACACAGGUUUUAACGGGGCAUGGUGGUUUAGCCGCAUAUCUCCACAGGUUCAAACGUAAGGACAGCCCCGUUUGUGCGUGUGGAGACGAGGAUGAAACGGUGCCCCAUUUGUUGGUUCGCUGCCCAAUCCACGCCUUAGAAAGACACAAACUGGAAAACCGACUUGACAUUGACAUGACAGAAAGUAACUUAAAAAUAAUCAUGAUGGACGACGGGAUGAGGCCUCCUUUGCUACAAUUCUGGAGUCCGGGUUCGGCAGCCUCGCCGGGGAUCGCCCUCGGACGGGGGCAUCGGGGACGGAAGAGCGGGUCGCGGCAGAAGUGGACGGAACCACCCUACCUGGACCCUUUGGUCCCUUCUUCUUCGCCGCCGCAGCGGCCGCAGGAAGGUCCCUGCCUCUUCCGUCUGCCGCCAAUGGCGGCCUGA